AUGGGAGAGCUCGUGUUUGCAUUCCAGUGGUUUUGUGAGGUACCUGAAACGAAACCACAUCAUAAAUGGUGGUGGGUCGCAUCAUAUAACACAAUGCAUAUACGACUAAAAUACACAAGUACCCACAACAUUACAAACAAAAGUACACACAACAUUACAUACAACAGUACCCACAACAUUACAUACAACAGUACACACAACAUUACAUACAACAGUACCCACAACAUUACAUACAACAGUACACACAACAUUACAUACAACAGUACACACAACAUUACUUACAACAGUUCCCACAACAUUACAUACAACAGUACACACAACAUUACAUACAACAGUACACAUAACAUUACAUACAACAGUACACACAACAUUACAUACAACAGUACCCACAACAUUACAUACAACAGUACACACAACAUUACAUACAACAGUACCCACAACAUUACAUACAACAGUACUCACAACAUUACAUACAACAGUACACACAACAUUACAUACAACAGUACACACAACAUUACAUACAACAGUACACACAACAUUACAUACAACAGUACACAUAACAUUACAUACAACAGUACACAUAACAUUACAUACAACAGUGCACACAACAUUACAUACAACAGUACACACAACAUUACAUACAACAGUACCCACAACAGUAAAUGCAAGAGAGACAACAGCCACUUCUAG
Molecule: messenger RNA, 690 nt
Organism: Candidula unifasciata
Lineage: Eukaryota; Metazoa; Mollusca; Gastropoda; Stylommatophora; Geomitridae
Source: the annotation of a GenBank genome assembly